This is a messenger RNA of Triticum turgidum subsp. durum (durum wheat), 984 nucleotides long. Lineage: Eukaryota; Viridiplantae; Streptophyta; Magnoliopsida; Poales; Poaceae. The record is from the annotation of a GenBank genome assembly.
AUGGUUGCAUCCUUCGUCCUCGCCGGCCGGGGUUUGGCCCAGUCCCACGGAGCCACCGGCGUCUGGGUCGACGCCUCCCUACGCCUCAAUCCUACGUUCGCCAACACGGCCGCCGCUGUUUACCAGGCCGACGCGCGAUCGGUGGACUUCAGCAACAGGCCCCGGGAGGCGACGGCGGAGAUUAAUGAGUGGUUCGAGAGCAAAACACGCGGCCUCACCAAGAACAUCCUCUCAGAGCACGAUUGCGACGGCUCCACGUCGCUUGUCGUCGGCAACUCGGUCUUCUUCAGCGGCCACUGGAACGCCCCCUUCUUCCCGGAGGCCACCGAGGAAGGCCCCUUCUACGUCAACGCGUCGCCGGAGCACACCGUCCGUGUGCCGUUCAUGAAGGGGAGCCCGUUUCAGCAGGUCGGCGUCCACCCCGGCUUCAAGGUCCUGCGCAUGCCUUAUCGUGGUGACGGCGGCGACGGCGAGCCGUUGUUCGCCAUGUACAUCUACCUCCCCGACAACCUGGACGGCCUGCCCGCGCUCGCGCGAAGGAUCAGCGCCAGCCCCGAUGCGCUCCUGCACAGGUCGGUCGUGCCGGAGCAGGUCGUGCCGUUGGGCAAGCUCAGGAUCCCCAAGUUCGAGGUGACGCUGAGGGUGGAGGCGUCCCAGAUGCUGCGUAAUCUGGGGCUGGAGCUGCCGUUCCGUCGCUCCGGCGGCUCAUUCUCGGAGAUGCUGAGCCCGCCGGCGGCUCCGGUGGCCGUGUCCUCCGUGGUCCACCAUUGCGUCGUAAAAGUGGACGAGAGGGGGACCGUGGCCGCCGCAGGCACCGUGGCGAUGUCCGCGGGGUUUGACAUGGUACGUGAUCGCCCUGUGGACUUUGUGGCAGAUCAUCCCUUCGCCUUCUUCCUCAUGGAGGAUGUCAGUGGCGUGGUGAUAUUCGCAGGCCAUGUCAUCAACCCUUUGCCACUGAUGGAUGGAUUACCAGCUCUGCUCUGA